Molecule: messenger RNA, 826 nt
Organism: Acipenser ruthenus (sterlet)
Lineage: Eukaryota; Metazoa; Chordata; Actinopteri; Acipenseriformes; Acipenseridae
Product: transmembrane protein 207-like
Exons: 3
Coding region: 256-591 (111 amino acids)
Source: RefSeq, a predicted model, not a curated record
GGUUAGUUAGAUAUAAUAAUCUAACAUAUGAAACCUGAUCCCUGCUAAACAUUAUCAAAUGCCCAAUAAAAUAACGCAGAAAUAUUAUUUUAAUAAAUAGUUUUCAUUCAAAUGUUGCAGGUAGUGCCCACGGAUCCGUUGUGUGAAAGAGAUCAAUUGUAAGUUGCAAAAAAUAUAUAUUUUUUACACUACUGAAAAUACACACUUCAUUUUGGAUAUUAUAUAUAUCAAUAAAAGCGUGUUGCUUUCAGAUGCAUGGAUUUUGCAGGAGAACAGGGCUGGUUUGUCUGGUUCUGUUUGGUGCUGUUCGCAGUGCUGGCUCUGGGCUCACUUGUCCUCUGCUGUCAUCGGAGCUGGCUAACUCGGCACAACCGUCUCGUCUCAGCACGGACCCUCGCAGUCCUGGCACUGAACCACCCUGAUCCUGUCUACGUGAGUGAAUCUUCCCAGUGUCAGUUUCUUGGGAAUCAGAGGCCCUGCCAUUCUGCAGGGGCCCCCAGCACAUCUCCGCCAGCCUACUUCAACACACUAGGACCAGAGCCUCCACCCCCACCUCCGUAUGAAGAGGCCAUUAAAACAAGAGGAUUCUAGCAGGAACGACCCUGGCAGAAGACCAAAGGCAAGAUAACGCAGCUGGAUUGAAUGCAGGGAUAAUGUUAAAUAUGUAAUAGAUACUGUAUAUAACAAUAUAACUUCCAGAACCCAAUUUCCAUUUCAAUGUAUUGCAAUGGAUUUUAUUUAUAUAGCGCCUUUCAUAGCACAGUACCUCAAAGUGCUUGAUGUGUCGGUUAAAACAGAAAGUCGUCUUCCAUAUCAAGACGUAGCA